AAGAGAAGGGGCCAGACUGGCUGCUGACCGUCGUUCGGGAAAGGCAGAAAAUGGCGCUGUUGGUGCGAGGCCCGUUGGGUUCUGGAGUGGAGCUGGUGUCGUUACCGGGCGAAGGUCGGUCGGUUUGGGAUUUGCUCCGGGCCCGUUGCCAGGCACAGGGUCUUCCUGAAGAUCACUUCUAUGUAAAAUGUAAUGGUCGAUGUGUUAAUUCUGAAGAUGUGCUACAAGAUGGAGCUGUUUACAGUCUGGAGCCAAGACUAUGUGGUGGAAAGGGAGGUUUUGGAUCUAUGCUCCGAGCGCUUGGUGCUCAAAUUGAGAAGACAACAAACCGAGAAGCUUGCAGAGAUCUCAGUGGAAGGAGACUUCGAGAUGUUAACCAUGAAAAAGCAAUGGCUGAAUGGGUGAAGCAGCAAGCGGAACGUGAAGCGGACAAGGAGCAAAGGCGUUUGGACAGGCUGAAGCGUAAACUGACCGAGCCAAAACACUUUUUCACCAAUCCAGACUACCAGCAGCAAUGUCAUGAGAUGGCGGAGAGGCUAGAGGAUUCUGUUCUCAAAGGCAUGCAAGCGUCCUCCAGCACAGUGGUAUCUCCAGAAAGCAGUGAGAGUCGGAAGCGGCCAAAUGAGUCUGAAAAGGGAGCAUCACCAGAGAAGAAAAGGUGUUUUUGGCUGGGUGUGGAAGGCUUGGAGGAUCCUGAUAGUUCCCAAGACAGCAGUGACAGCGAAGAUGACAAAUCAUCCAGUACAACGGGAAGUUGUGCAGCGUCGAUUGGCAACCAUAUUGAAAUGGCUGACAGUACAGAAGAGGGGCCCAGCAGUUCAGAGGAUUCCGUAAGCUGCAGUUCGGUCUCUGAUACAGCUGGGAAAUCACAAGCACAAAUGGAGGAGGCUAAAAAAGAACUGGCAGAGGAUCCACCUACCAGUGAAACAGCAGCUAAUGAGAAACCUGAAGCAGACAAGACUCUGAAGGAAGAAAAGCAAGCCAAUGCCUCAAGUAAUCUGGAAGCUGUGAGCCAGUCACAGGGCACCGAGAUUUCAAGAGUAGAUCUGCUGGAAUUCCACUCCGUUUCUGAACUGGAAGCCCUAGGGCUAGACAAGCUAAAGUUCGAACUGAUGGCUUUGGGACUGAAAUGUGGGGGCACAUUGCAGGAAAGAGCAGCACGACUUUUCUCAGUGAGAGGCCUAUCUAGAGAGCAGAUUGAUCCAGUCUUGUUUGCUAAGCAUUCAAAAGGGAAAAAGAAAUAAACACCAUCGUUUGGUUUGAUUUGUACGCCUAAAAGUUUUGCAAGAUUCUUCAUAUCAUGUUUCCAAAAAAGCUAAUAUGAAUGUGUGUAUUCUUUAAAUAAAGUUCUUAUAAGAAUAA
Messenger RNA from Elgaria multicarinata webbii, 1362 nucleotides. RefSeq names its product SDE2 telomere maintenance homolog (gene SDE2). Gene Ontology annotation, cellular component: nucleus. Lineage: Eukaryota; Metazoa; Chordata; Lepidosauria; Squamata; Anguidae. The coding region runs from base 51 to 1244 and encodes 397 amino acids. The transcript is spliced from 7 exons. The record is from RefSeq and is a predicted model, not a curated record.